AUGGGUCGAGUGAAGCAGGAAAGUCUAAAUCAGGGUAAUGGAAAUGGCUAUAGUGCUGGUGUACAGCCUGACUAUGCAAGUCUUGGCCAAAGUGUCCCCACUGCAGAGGGCAAAUCAGGUGGAACUGGACAGAUUCCUUACAAUGGAGCUCCUGUGGUUCCUGCUGGACUCGAUGGAGUGAGUCAGUUUGAGCCUCAGUCUGCUGGAUUUGGUCCGAAUGGAAAACUAGGUGGCAUGUACGGCGGAAUGGGCGGUUUGCCUUUUGAAGGUCAAACACUUGGAAUGGGUGCAGAGAAAUCAAACGCCAAGUACGGUAUUGGAAGGCUGCAGUUUGGUGGACAACCUGCCAGUACAGGAAUGAAUGGUGCAGGAAAGUACGGUUAUGGAGGUAGCCCCUAUGGGUCUGCAGGUGAUGGCAAAUCAUCAGGAAAAUAUGGUGGUUUUGGUGCUGGCACGGGAAGCCAUCCUGCUGCAGGAAAAUAUGGAUAUGGUGGGUAUCCCAACGGUGGGCAGCUUCUUGGUCUUGGCAAUAACGGAAAUCCAGCUGGUUAUGGACAGCUGCCUUAUGAAGCUCAACCAGCAGGACUGAGCCCUCCAGCAAAAUCUGCUGGCCAGUAUGGUCUGGCUGGGUCACCAUACCAGCCUGAGCAGCUUGGGCUUGGAAAUAAUGGAAAAUUGACCGGAAAAUAUGGUGGUGGUGAAGCUGGAUACGUGCCACAGACUCUUGGUUAUGGUGGUGAAGCAAAAUCUUCGGGGAAAUAUAAUAACCAGGGAGCUUACCAGCCACAGCCUCUUGAGUCCACAGCUGAAGAUACAGCUGGUUUGAGUUAUGAGCCUCUGCCUCCUGAGCCAGAAUCAGCUGGAAAAUCUUACGUGAAGGGAGAGGUGCCGACUCCAGCACUUGCAGCUGAAGUUAAUGUGGGCUACAUAAAUGGACAGGUGCAGCCAGAAGUUGCUGCAUUUCCUGCUCCCACUCCCAGCCCUGGCCUGGCUGACCCAUCUGUGCUGGCCUACCUCCCCAUAGAGGACUCCUUCACGCCUGAUGUGGGACCUAGACCAGAUGUUCAGGAUCUGCCCAACCCGGUGGACACGACCAGCCCCAUCUAUGAUUCUGCACCAGCUACAGAAAAACAAGGUGAAGCUCAGGGGCCUGAGCAACCCGAUGACCUCGAACAACAACAGCUGCCACGUCAGAUACACAUUCAGCAGCAUCUCAAACUGCAUUUUCACCCACAAGGAACAAAGAACAACAAAUAUGAUUUGAAUGGUUUCUUUGGGAAUAGUGGCUAUCAAGGUUAACUCUAAUUGAAGACAACAAUUAUAUACCCUUUUUUAGAUGUUAUAUUAUGUUUUAUUGUUUCCAAAUUGUAUAUUAUUUUUAUUUUCUUCUGUCUGUCAAAUAGUACUGGUAGUCAUAUUUGUGUGUUUGUAGUAAGUAUAUAGAUAGAACAUGUUAACAUUUUAGGUUUUCUGUUGUAGUGUAUAUUUUGAUGCUUCUUUCCUUCACCUUUUUGUCCUGCACUUACUGUUCACUGUAUGCAAAGAAACUGUAGUUUGUCUGCUGCAUAUGGUCAGUAUUUUUAUUGAGCAGUCAGUUUUGGGGUGUGGGGGGAUAUCAAACUAUUCCUACAAGAUAAUAGAUCAAUCUAAUUUAUUUACCAUGGGGGAUGUUUUUAAUACUUGUGGUAAUAAUCUGUUUAUUAUUGUACAGUAUUUGAUUAAAUAAAAACAGAAGAAUACCGUCA
Acanthochromis polyacanthus (spiny chromis) is the source of this 1745-nucleotide messenger RNA. RefSeq names its product calymmin (gene cmn). NCBI's taxonomy places the organism in Eukaryota, Metazoa, Chordata, Actinopteri, Pomacentridae. The record is from RefSeq and is a predicted model, not a curated record. The transcript is spliced from 20 exons. Bases 1 to 1299 code for a protein of 432 amino acids.